AUGCCGCCACAGUUGGAUCCCAUAAGCGUGCGCACUGCGCGCUUAAAUAACAUAAUCCUGGGAAAAGGAGUAGGCGUCAGUGCGAAGCCCGCCACUGGAGCCUCUUCACGAAGGAGCAUUGUGCCAGUGAGCACGACCAGCGCAGCUUUAGCAGAGACUGUAUGCCGGGAAGGACUUUUGGACGCCUUUUGUUUGCUGUACAAUGAAUGCGACAAGGACUCGCUGAAAAAACGCGAUCGCAACAUUGCCGAGUUUGUCAACAAAUUUCGACCCAUCGUGGAGGAGACUCGAAAACUGCGAGUAAAUGCAGAUGAUUUUCUUAUCAAAGCACUUAUUGGUCAGGGAUACUUUGGCAAUGUCCACUUGGUGGUGGAGCGACAAACCAAUGACAUUUAUGCCAUGAAGAAGAUCAAGAAGUCGGUGGUGACCACAUCGCAGGUCAAGGAGGAGCGGGAUAUCAUGUCCACACGCCACUCAGAGUGGCUUAUUAACCUCCAGUAUGCUUUUCAAGACAAUGAUAACUUGUACUUGAUCAUGGAAUACAUGCCGGGUGGGGAUCUGCUAAGUCUCAUGUCUCGUCAUGGUCCUUUCGACGAGGACUUGGCCCGCUUCUAUCUGGCAGAACUCACUGUGGCUCUUCACACACUCCACGAAAUGGGCUAUGUUCAUCGGGACAUUAAACCAGAGAACAUCUUGAUUGACCGCUUUGGACACAUCAAGCUAGCUGAUUUUGGUAAUGCAGCUGCUCUGGAUCGAGAUGGUCAUGUGCUUAGCUUGUCGCCAGUUGGCACUCCUGAUUAUAUAGCUCCGGAGCUACUGCAAACCAUAUCCACCUACAAACUAUCAAAAUCGAUGCACGAUGUGAGUAGAACUGUCAGCUGCGAUUACUGGUCUAUGGGGAUUAUUGGAUACGAGCUCAUCUGCGAGACUACGCCCUUCCAUGAGGAGAAUGUACAUGAGACAUAUUCCAAGAUCCUUUCACACUGUGAGGAGAGUCAUCUAAAAGAACUGAUCAGUUUCCCUAGCGAUCUGAAGGUUUCCCAUAACUACAGAAAUCUUAUAGAGUCGCUAGUGACGAAUCCAUCAAGACGUUUGUCCUACGAACGUAUAAAGAAGCAUCCUUUCUUUGAUGAGAUACAGUGGGGUUCGAUACGCUCUCAGGUGCCACCUAUUAUCCCGACCAUUAAAUCAGACGACGAUACGUCCAACUUCGAGGACGGUACUCGGCACAAGUCUCGUAGAGAUCCGGGAGUGGCUAAAAAGUCAUUGACGACCAACAUGAAAUCGCAUGAUUUUAGUGGCAAGGACCUCCCCUUUAUUGGAUACAGUUUUGUGCACAUGGAGAAGUCGGCUCUAACCGGGUCCUCUGAUGAAAAACUGCAAGAAAAGCUGAAAGAGCUGCAGCAUAAACUUAAGACCAGAGAGAACGAAAUCUCCAUGCUUAAACAAGAUCUCAUGCGAGCCCAACAGUCAUUGAAGAAAACCGAUAACAAGUCCCAAGUGGUGGUCGACGCCAAAAUGGAAAUAAAAAAGCUGCAGCAAAUUAUUAAAGAAAAGACAAUGGAGUUGGCCAACUGCAAGACCCAAAUAAAGACACUCCAAAGCUCUGCCAAAAUUGACGAGGAAAUGUGGUCCAAGAAGGAAGCCACCAUUACAGAUCUGUUGCGACUAAAUCGACAGAAAUACGAAGAAGCCAAGAUAGCUUCCGAGCAACGCUAUGAGAAACAAUUGGCCGAUAAAAAGCAAGAACUUGCCUCCACGUUGGAGAAGUUGGAUGCUCGCGAAAUGGAGUUCAACUUCAAGAGCGAAGAAUGCAAGCAUUUGUCGGACAAAUUACAAAACUACAAGGACAUGUUGAAGCAGCUAAAGGAACAGAAUCUUCGAAACGAAGCCAACAAUGAGGAACAGAAACGCCAGAUGGCAGAAUCGUACGAACAGAAACUUACCGACCUUCGAAAAAAGGUUCGUGACUCCCAAGACACUCAUCGCCGUAUGACAAUGGAGAUUAAAGAAAUUCGUACCGAACUGGAUGAGUCUCUCUGUUCUAGUAAGUCCACACAAGAAGCUAAAAUGGCCACAGAACGAAAUAUUGAAGAAAUAUUAAAGCGACUGAACCAGGAGAUUGCCUCCAACAAUGACCUUCAUGCGGAGAAGGUCAAGUUGGAAACAAAACUGCAGCUGAGGGAAAAUGAAACACAAGAGGCUAGGGCUGAGUGCCAACGUCUCGAGAGGGAAUUGCAGCUUGUUGAAUGUCGUUGCCAGUUGGCUGAGUCUUCACUUGCUUCUCAUGCAUCUCCCUAUGAAACUGCCCCUGGAUCUUUAACCGAACUAAACGCCAUUGAAGACCAGCUGCGCGCCGAUUUGGUGGCCGCCAAAGAGGGUGAAACCCAUCAGAAGGGACGUGCCGAUCAGCUCCAAGCUCUGGUGACCAAGCUGGAGCAGAUGCUGGAGCGUUUCAACGAGCAGAGCCUUUCGCCAACUAAAGGCCACUCCACUCGAAAGCCGGGAACAGAAACCGUUGGGGACAUUCUGGAGCGGCAGAACGAAAAACUGGAAGACAAGCUGGCGGCCGUGCGGGAGCAGAUGAUCGUGGAGCGCCAAGCCGCUCGGACCGCCAAUCUAUCGCUUUGGAAAGUAGAGAAGCAACUCGAAGAAGCUCUUUCCGAGAAGAAGAUGCUCGCUCGACGCAUGGAACUCACUGAAGAUCGGAUUAAAAAGGCUCAAAAUGCCAACGAGGAAUCGCAGCGGAUGUUGAAAACAGCGCAGGAGGAGACCCGCCAGAGGGAUUCGAAGAUCGAGGAGUUGAAACAGGAGCUGGCAGCUGCGAAGCGUGAGGUUCUCAAGGAGCACCGGCAGUGGGAAAAGGCCGAGCAGGAGCGCAUGAAGUGCAAAUCGGAGAUAAUCGAGCACUUGGCCAACGUCCACAAACUGGAGCAGCAGGAAACGGAGCUCAAGCAGAAAUUGAAACAAAUCCAAACUAGAUUUGAUGGCGUCACUUUGGAAAAUAAGAGCAUUCAGAGGGAACUACAAGAGGAGCGUUCCCGAAGCUUGGCAACCAAUGACACCACCUUGGCUCUGCAAAAGGAACUUAAGCAGCUCAAGGAUAACUUCCAGCGACUGAAGUAUGCCUGCAGCAUUACCGAUAACCAACUGACCGAGGUGGAAACCAUGCUCAAGUCUGAGCAGGAACGUAACAAGUCCCAGAAAUCUCAACUGGAUGCAGUGCACCUGAAGUUGAGAGAAAGGAAUGACCAACUAACCGAACUUCGCAAGGAACUAUCGGCAAUCGAGUCGGAGAAGCGUCUGUCGGAGCAGCGGGCCCAAGUGCUCGCAUCGGAAAUCGAAGAGCUUAGGGAGAACCUCAAGGAUCAGCAGAAGAGGAUGAUUGCUCAACAGGACCAGUUGGUGGAGCAAACGAAUGCCUUGUUUGCAACUCAGGAGCGAGCUGAGCUGCUGGAUGGUCAGAAUGCCAAUUACCAGGUUCAGAGCGCGGACUCUGAGCGAGAACUGAUCAGCCUCAAGGAAGAGAAUGCGCGGAUCCUGAGCGAGCUCUUCCACAGGAAGGAGGAGGUGGCUAUCCUCCAGGCGCAAAUCAGAGAUCUAGAGGCCGCUCAAUCUGAUCUGAAUGCGGAGAUCGAUUCCCUGCAGGAUACACUGGCCGAAAAGGAGCAGUUCUAUGUCCAGAGGGACAUCAAAUCCAUGGCUACUCUGGCUCAGCACAAGAAACUGAUUGACUAUCUCCAGCUCAAAGUGGAAGAUUUGUCGUCGAAGAAAAAGAAAACGCUGGCGGACAAACUGUUCGGCUCCAGUCACACCAAUAAGGAGAACGUAUCACCCAAUGAUGUGGAGUCCUCUAUUCUCUAUCGUGCCCUAAAGGAGGAGUUGAAACGGGAACAGAAAGUAUCUAGCAUGCUGAAGGAGCAAGUGGCACAGUUGAAUGGAACCGCCACCUUACGUUCACCACGGAAAUCCACGAUGGUCAACGAAGACUCAGAUGCCCCCAAGCAGAGGCCAGUUAGUAUAGCGGCUGUGCCACGUUCCCCACAAAAGGAUAAGGCCACCUUGAAGCGCACCAAAAGUCAGGUUGAGCUGAAGACAUCGGAGAAACCUUUGGUUCAAGCUCCUGAACAGGCAUCGCACCAUCGCUUCGAGCUGGCGCUGCAGGAAUCCAAGAAGGACGCAUCGGAGUGCACAGUAUGUGGCCAGGUCAUCCUCGCUGGCUCACCGUUCUGGAAAUGCAAAGAAUGCAAGGACGUGACUCACCGCAAGUGUCGAGCCAAUGUCCAGGGAUAUUGUGGAACCACUCCAACUGCUCCAUCAGCCGAUGAUCUGAGUAGUAUUCCAUCUGUUUCGAGUGUGAAUUUAGAUCAGGUCGAGACCGCAAGUGAAGCAGGAUCUAGCGAAUACAUUGGAACUCUGGUGUACAGCUCAGACGGAUCGGAGGAUCAGGCCGUCAAAAAGGAUAUCGAAGUAAACUGUGCUUUUGAGGUGGCCGAACAGCAAAUUCUUCUGUUGGGCUGCAAUACUGGACUGUAUGCUUAUCAUUUGGAGUCUCAGAGAUUGGUGCACAUCACCGGCAUCGAAUCGGUGUACUGCAUGUCAAUCUCGACACGAUUGGCCAAAGCGAUCAUGGUGGGAACGGUUGGAGAAAAGAUGUACCAGUGCGACUACCGGCAGCUGGAAUCGCGCUGCCAGAGUUCCAGCGCCUGCCACAAGCCUGUGCUGGAGACCUCUGCCAUCGAACUGCCAUUUGCCAAUCGAACUCCUUCGGAAAAAUGGAAACUAGUGCUGAUUUCCAACGAGACGGAGAACGCAUUGGAUUCGGUGGCUAUAGCUGCUACCUCCACCCGGAUUGUAAUCCUCAAAUACGACCUCAAGCUGCAUAUGUUCAAGCCUGUUCGAGCACUGGACACUGCCACUCCGGUUAGCUCAAUAUUCUUCACCCGACACUCGGCUAUUGUUACUUCCGAUAAGUUCUACGAAAUUGAUUUGGACAACUUUGCGGCCGAGGAGUUUGUGGAUCUAGCUGAUAAGUCCAUGCAGAACACGGCCAAGUGUCAGCCCAUCACAGUUGUGCGGAUUUCCCGGCAAGAGUAUCUGCUUUGCUUUGCAGAGUGCGGCGUUUUUGUGGACGAGUUUGGCUGCCGUUCGAGGCCCUGCGAUCUUAAUUGGGUGUAUGCCCCUACGGGUUUUGUUUACCGGGAGCCGUUCCUAUUCGUCGCCCACUACCAGAGCGUGCAGAUCAUCCGCUUACACCGAUCAUUCAGCAAGGAGUUGGCCAACGGAGACAAUACCUCGGAGUCCUCAGAAUCUUCCGAGUUGCAACGAGUUUACUUGCCACACUACAUGUCCACUCUGCUGGCGAAUAGUGGAGACAUAAAUCUCUAUGCCAUUGCAAUCGAUCAAAGGCCGUGCAAUGGCUCGCAGAAGAUCUAUCACCUGGAUACCCUGCAGGCGUUUAAGAAAAAGUUUAAUGUCUCCAUGGAGACCUUGUCGUCCGUGGCCACAUCCGUGACUCUGGGAUCCAUUAUGACAGGUGAUAGUGUAUAGACCAAAACCAUAUAAAAAACCUUAAACUUUAAGAAACAAGAUUAAAUACUACAAAACUGUAGUAACAUAAAAUAAGGUACAUAUUUAACAAAUUUUAUGUUCAUAAGACUUAUUUUUGGCAAGAA
This is a messenger RNA of Drosophila bipectinata, 5675 nucleotides long. RefSeq names its product sticky (gene sti). Gene Ontology annotation, biological process: peptidyl-threonine phosphorylation; actomyosin structure organization; mitotic cytokinesis. The record is from RefSeq and is a predicted model, not a curated record. Gene Ontology annotation, cellular component: cytoplasm; actin cytoskeleton. Lineage: Eukaryota; Metazoa; Arthropoda; Insecta; Diptera; Drosophilidae. Gene Ontology annotation, molecular function: protein serine/threonine kinase activity; ATP binding.